AUGGCAGUGUCGCUGGCGGUGGCCCUGGGUGGCUCUGGCGCUGCUGGCCGCCGAGGCACUGAAGGAGCCGCUGCUGAACGUCUGCAUGGACGCCAAACACCACAAGAGCGAGCCGGCCCCGAGGGGAGCCUGUACGAGCAGUGCUCCCCCUGGAAGGACAAUGCCUGCUGCACAGCCAACACCAGCCUGGAAGCCCACAAGGACCAGUCCUACCUCUACAACUUCAACUGGAACCACUGUGGGGUGAUGCCACCCAAGUGCAAGCGCCACUUCAUCCAGGACACGUGCUUGUACGAGUGCUCACCCAACCUGGGGCCCUGGAUCGAGCAGGUUGACAGCAGCUGGCGUCGGGAGAGGAUCCUCCACGUGCCCCUCUGCAGGGAGGACUGCGAGGAGUGGUGGGAGGACUGCAAGGACGCCCUCACCUGCAAGGAGAACUGGCACAAGGGCUGGAACUGGGCCACAGGAACCAACCGCUGUCCCUGGGGCUCCAUGUGCAGACCCUUCAGCCAGGUCUUCCCCCGGCCCCAGGACCUGUGUGAGAAGAUCUGGUCCAACUCCUUCCGCUACAGCCGCGAGCCGCGGGGCAGCGGCCGCUGCAUCCAGAUGUGGUUCGACCCUGCCCGGGGCAACCCCAACGUGGCUGUGGCACGGUUCUACGCCCGGAGCCAGAGAUCCCAGCCGGGGCAGGCGGCCGGGGCCGCGCGGGCACCGCCCUGCCCCGCGCUGCUGCUGCUGCCCCCGGCCCUGCUGCUGCUGCCCGGGCAGCUGGGGGCUCUGGGCUCCCUGUGA
Messenger RNA from Lonchura striata (white-rumped munia), 792 nucleotides. The record is from RefSeq and is a predicted model, not a curated record. Lineage: Eukaryota; Metazoa; Chordata; Aves; Passeriformes; Estrildidae.